AUACGACGACCGAUGAACGCCUUUAUGGUGUGGGCUAAAGCUGAAAGGAAACGUUUGGCGGAGGAGUACCCAGAUGUGCACAACGCUGACCUCAGCAAAAUGUUAGGAAACAAUUGGAAAAAACUUUCCCUGUCAGCCAAGCGUCCUUAUGUUGAAGAAGCAGAACGUUUGAGAGUCAAAUUAAUGACGGAUCAUCCUGAUUACAAAUACAGGCCUCGCAGACGA
Helobdella robusta is the source of this 225-nucleotide messenger RNA. RefSeq lists its product as hypothetical. Gene Ontology annotation, biological process: cell differentiation; regulation of DNA-templated transcription; anatomical structure morphogenesis. Gene Ontology annotation, molecular function: DNA-binding transcription factor activity, RNA polymerase II-specific; RNA polymerase II cis-regulatory region sequence-specific DNA binding. The record is from RefSeq and is a predicted model, not a curated record. The annotation marks the transcript as partial. The transcript is spliced from 2 exons. NCBI's taxonomy places the organism in Eukaryota, Metazoa, Annelida, Clitellata, Rhynchobdellida, Glossiphoniidae.